ACUUAUGCCUGGAUGAUGUACCCUGGUGAUGUGGACCAGGCAAGAGUAGCCGAGCGCAGACACCAGCCCCAACCCCCUUAUGUGUAUAUUUUUUUUAAUACUUUGUGAGGAAAAACUGUCAACCAUAUCCAAAGUGCAGGACCAAAGAGAAGUAAAUAAUAACUGAAGAGAAUGGCAGCGCAGGCCAGCCGUGCGAAGCACAGAUCCUUGCCCUUGCAGAUACAGUAGAGGAAUUUGAAGACAGUAUAAUGCAAAAGAAGAUGAAAAUUCCCAAGAUGUCCAUCAAGAAUUCAGGAAACUCUAUUGAGAACAAUUUUGGAGAGGAGAGAAUGCCACUCAGACAUAAAAAGGCCCUGUCUCAGGACCAUGGACGCCCCCUUUCCAACUCCUCCAAGAGUCUGGCAGCAGUAGUGGCUCGUCUGGAGAGAAACGCAGCCAGCUCCUGUAUGGAGGGCGAAGAAGACCUGGAUGAGGACCGGCUGGCAGAGGAGGGAGAGGAUGCAGAUGACGAAGAUGAAGAUAUGGAUGCAGAGCAUCAGCAACAUCAUCACCAGCAGCAAGCACAGCAUUUGGAGGUGGAUACGGAUUGUGUGUCUGGGGUAGCUGCAGCAGUUGUACCCAGAGUCCUGUAUGAGGAACUGGUUCAUAGCUACAGGCAACAGGAGGAGGAGAUGAGAAGGCUGCAGCAGGAGCUGGAGAGAACCCGCAGGCAGCUGGUUCAACAGGCCAAGAAGUUAAAGGAAUAUGGCAGCUUGCUGACAGAAGUCAAAGAACUGAGGGACUUCAACAGGAGGCUGCAAGACGUACUUCUCAUGAGAUUGGGCAGCGAGCCUAUGCAUGACAAUGGCACUCAGACAAUCAAGGCUGAAGUGGUUGAACCCAUUGUUGAGGCCCAAGAAACAUGCAGAGAAGAAGCCAACACCAGUUCCAGCUAUUCACCCUCACCCAGAACCGUAUACACCUGCAACGAUGGGAAGGUACACCUCGGUGGAGGGAUCUGGGUGGAAGAGGAGAAGUGGCAUCAGCUGCAGCGGACCCAGGGAGACUCCAAGUUCACAAAGAACCUGGCUGUAAUGAUCUGGGGCACCGAAACCCUCAAGAACCGUAGCGUCACUGGAGUGGCCACCAAAAAGAAGAAAGAUGCCCUGCCCAAACCUCCACUGUCACCCAGCAAACUGAAAAUUGUUAGAGAGUGUCUCUACGACAGAGUGUCUCAAGAGACAGCGGACAGUGCAGAGAUUACGCAGAGAUUGUCCAAAGUGAACAAAUACAUCUGUGAAAAAAUAAUGGACAUCAACAAGUCCAUCAAGAACGAGGAGCGGCGGGAAUCCAAGCUGCUUAUUCGACAGACAGUCAAGAUGGAGAACUUCACCUACGAUGGCAUGUAGUGGUCAACUGUUGUCACGCCAGCGCCUUCUGCCCCCCGCCCCCAAGAAACGUGGUCUGCAGUUGGGGGAUGUUUGUCACAGUUUCAGGAGCAGUUGUCUUUCUUUGACAUAUUGGAUUGGUGAAAUGUGAAAUGUUAAAACAAAUAGACCCCUUUCCAGCCCCUAUACAGCAUCCUCAGUGCCCAGUUUUCCCAUUGGCUGACAGACAGCUUUACCCACCACUGUGUGAACUAGUUUGAUAUGAGUUGGUGUGAGUGUUUUUAUAACCUUUACAGUGGGAUUAGUACAGAGACAUGGUUUGUUGACGUGCGUGCAUUUGUGUCAAAGGAAAGAUUACAUGCAAUUUUUAAAUUGAUUUAUUGUUCUGUGUCAGAACAUAGUUUUGAAUCCUUAAACUUUUAAAAAGUAAUUGGUGGAGAGGUUAUUUCCCUAGAUAGUCAUCUGUUUCUACAAAGACAAUGAUGCCAGCUUGCAUUAGAUCUAAGUUGUGUUAACAGCUGGAUUGUUUGGAGACUACCCAAUAACUGCUGGCAAUCUGAGUGUUUGCUGUUGGUACUUACUGCAUAAAAUGCGACAUCAGGGUCUCAAAUUUACAAGUCUUAGUUGGAGAUUGCAUUUUGCAACAGAAAUUCUGUUGCUCCAAGAUAUUAAUUAUGUGUGCGCCCCCUUAACUGUAGGUCAAUAACAACACAUUACUUUAUUAAAAGAACUGCUGGCAGAGGUUAAAUGGGAAGUAUGACUCUAAUGUGGAGUCUAGAAAGAGCUGUAUUUGUUUAGUUUUUUAUGUUUGACCUUUUAGUUAAGAGCACUUGCCAUCAACGAGAGAGGUUUGGAUGGGAUAUUCCCAUCUUACUUGUAAUCAAACAUGUCAUUUUCAGACAAUUUGAUUGUUUAAUGAGUUGUAGUGGUACAGGCACAUUAAUGCCUAGAAAGGCCUUACACAGAUUUGGCAAUCACUAGGGUAUGCCUCUGGGUUUUCUAAUAAGCUGUGAUUGUAAAUGUAUAGGAAGCUGAAGCAAUGAAGCUUCUCCUGCACUUUGCUGUGAGAAUGUGAGAGGUGGCUAGGUACUAUUUUUUUCUGUGUGGUUCACACCAUUAGGUUGAGCUGAGCUGGGCUA
Etheostoma cragini (Arkansas darter) is the source of this 2506-nucleotide messenger RNA. It is a transcript of the gene bend5, whose product is annotated as BEN domain containing 5. Lineage: Eukaryota; Metazoa; Chordata; Actinopteri; Perciformes; Percidae. Gene Ontology annotation, molecular function: DNA binding. Gene Ontology annotation, biological process: negative regulation of DNA-templated transcription. The record is from RefSeq and is a predicted model, not a curated record. The transcript is spliced from 7 exons. The coding region runs from base 249 to 1388 and encodes 379 amino acids.